GCGGCGGGGCCGGCUCCAGGGCCCGGGCGGCUGCAGGAGGGAGGGAAGGAGGCGGGAGGGAGCGAGCGGAGCCAGGGGCGCACGUACGCCCCAGCGCUGGGAUUUAUCGGCUCGCGGGGAGAGCGGAGCAGGCGCGCGGCCCAGGCGGAGGAGCGCCGACUCUGGAGCAGCCGGAGCUGGAGGAGGAGGAGGAGGAGAGGCGGCGGGGAAGGCGGAGGAGGAGGAGGAGGAGGAGGGGGAGAGUCGCUCCCGCCGGGCGAGCAUGGGGCGCCUGGCGCCGAGGCCGCUGCUGCUGGCGCUCCUGUGGCUGGGUCUUUGUCAAGGACGUGUGGUGAGAGUCCCCACAGGGACCCUGGUUCGAGUGGUGGGCACUGAGCUGGUCAUCCCCUGCAACGUCAGUGACUAUGAUGGCCCCAGCGAGCAGAACUUUGACUGGAGCUUCUCAUCUUUGGGGAGCGACUUUGAGGAGCUUGCAAGCACCUGGGAGGCGGGGUUCCCAACCCAGCUGUACCAGGAGCGGCUGCAGAGGGGCGAGAUCCUGUUAAGGCGGACUGCCAAUGAUGCCGUGGAGCUCCAUAUCAAGAAUGUCCAGCCUUCAGACCAAGGCCACUACAAAUGUUCCACCCCCAGCACAGAUGCCACCGUCCAGGGCAACUAUGAGGACACAGUGCAGGUUAAAGUGCUGGCCGAUGCCCUGCACGUGGGCCCCAGCGCGCGGCCCCCGCCGAGCCUGAGCUUGCGGGAGGGGGAGCCCUUCGAGCUGCGCUGCACCGCCGCCUCCGCCUCGCCGCUGCACACGCACCUGGCGCUGCUGUGGGAGCUGCACCGCGGCCCGGCCCGGCGGAGCGUCCUCGCCCUGACCCACGAGGGCAGAUUCCACCCGGGCCUGGGGUACGAGCAGCGCUACCACAGUGGGGGCGUGCGCCUCGACACCGUGGGCAGCGACGCCUACCGCCUGUCAGUGUCCCGGGCUCUGUCCGCCGACCAGGGCUCCUACAGGUGUGUCGUCAGCGAGUGGAUCGCCGAGCAGGGCAACUGGCAGGAAAUCCAAGAAAAGGCCGUGGAAGUUGCCACCGUGGUAAUCCAGCCGACAGUUCUGCGAGCAGCCGUGCCCAAGAACGUGUCUGUGGCUGAAGGAAAGGAGCUGGACCUGACCUGCAACAUCACAACAGACCGAGUGGAUGACGUCCGGCCUGAGGUGACGUGGUCCUUCAGCAGGACUCCGGACAGCACCCUGCCUGGCUCCCGCGUGUUGGCGCGGCUUGACCGUGAUUCCCUGGUGCACAGCUCACCUCACAUUGCGUUGAGUCACGUGGACGCACGCUCCUACCAUUUACUGGUUCGGGAUGUUAGCAAAGAAAACUCCGGCUACUAUUUCUGCCACGUGUCCCUGUGGGCACCCGGACACAACAGGAGCUGGCACAAAGUGGCGGAGGCCGUGUCUUCCCCAGCCACUGUGGGUGUGACCUGGCUAGAACCCGACUACCAGGUGUACUUGAAUGCUUCCAAGGUCCCCGGGUUUGCAGACGACCCCACAGAACUGGCGUGCCGGGUGGUGGACACGAAGAGUGGGGAGGCGAAUGUCCGAUUCACGGUUUCGUGGUACUACAGGACGAACCGGCGCAGCGACGACGUGGUGACCAGCGAGCUGCUCGCAGUCAUGGACAGGGACUGGACGCUAAAAUACGGAGAGAGGAGCAAGCAGCGGGCCCAGGACGGAGACUUUAUCUUUUCUAAGGAACAUAUAGACACGUUCAAUUUCCGGAUCCAAAGGACUACAGAGGAAGACAGAGGCAAUUAUUACUGUGUUGUGUCUGCCUGGACCAAACAGCGGAACAACAGCUGGGUGAAAAGCAAGGAUGUCUUCUCCAAGCCCGUUAACAUAUUUUGGGCAUUAGAAGAUUCUGUGCUUGUAGUGAAGGCGAGGCAGCCAAAGCCUUUCUUUGCUGCAGGAAAUACAUUUGAGAUGACUUGCAAAGUAUCUUCCAAGAAUAUUAAGUCACCACGUUACUCUGUUCUCAUCACCGCUGAGAAGCCUGUCGGCGACCUCUCCAGUCCCAAUGAAACGAAGUACAUCAUCUCUCUGGACCAGGAUUCUGUGGUGAAGCUGGAGAAUUGGACAGAUGCAUCACGGGUGGAUGGCGUUGUUUUGGAAAAAGUACGGGAGGAUGAGUUCCGCUAUCGAAUGUACCAGACUCAGGUCUCAGACGCAGGGCUGUACCGCUGCAUGGUGACAGCUUGGUCUCCUGUCAGGGGCAGCCUUUGGCGAGAAGCAGCAACCAGUCUCUCCAAUCCUAUUGAGAUAGACUUCCAAACCUCAGGUCCUAUAUUUAAUGCCUCUGUGCAUUCGGACACACCAUCAGUCAUCCGGGGAGAUCUGAUCAAAUUGUUCUGUAUCGUUACUGUCGAGGGAGCAGCAGUGGAUCCAGAUGACAUGGCCUUUGAUGUGUCCUGGUUUGCGGUGCACUCCUUUGGUCUGGACAAGGAUCCUGUGCUCCUGUCUUCCCUGGAUCGGAAGGGCAUUGUGACCACCUCCCGGCGGGAGUGGAAGAGUGACCUCAGCCUGGAGCGUGUGAGUGUGCUGGAAUUCUUGCUGCAAGUUCAUGGCUCCGAGGACCAGGACUUUGGUAACUACUACUGUUCCGUGACUCCAUGGGUGAAGUCACCAACAGGUUCCUGGCAGAAGGAGGCCGAGAUCCACUCCAAGCCCGUUUUUAUAACUGUGAAGAUGGAUGUGCUGAACGCCUUCAAGUAUCCCUUGCUGAUCGGCGUCGGCCUGUCCACUGUCAUCGGGCUCCUGUCGUGUCUCAUCGGGUACUGCAGCUCCCACUGGUGUUGUAAGAAGGAGGUUCAGGAGACCAGGCGUGAGCGCCGCAGGCUCAUGUCCAUGGAGAUGGACUAGCCUGGCCCGGGAGGGGAGUGACGGAGGGACGUUCUAGGAGCGAUUGGGGCGAGAAGAGGACAGUGAUAUUUUGAAACAAAGUGUGUUACACUAAAAACCAGUCCUCUCUAAUCUCAGGUGGGACUUGGCGCUCUCUCUUUUCUGCAUGUCAAGUUGUGAGCGCGGACAUGUUUACCAGCACACGGCUCUUCUUCCCAUGGCACUUUCUGAUGUAACAAUCGAGUGUGUGUUUUCCCAACUGCAGCUUUUCAAUGGUUAACCUUCAUCUAAUUUUUUUUUUCCUCCCACUGGCUUAUAGAUCCUCUGACUUGCGUGUGUUUAUAGCUUUUGUUUCGCGGGGUUGUGGUGAGGAAGGGGUGAUGGCAUGGGGUGAUGGCAGUUCUUCAUCUUCAGCGAGAGUGUGCCUGCCCGCCUGAGAGCCAGCUUCCGCCCUGGAGGCGUGGGUUCCGAGAGCUGCCGAGCCCACCCUCGAGCUGCCGAGCCCACCCUCACCCGGCCGACCCUACCGACAACGCAGACCUGUGCCGAAGGCUGAUUUGUGGCUUUGACGACCCUACCCCAACCCCUAUUUUCAGGGGUUUAGACGACAUUUGAAAUCUAAACUUGGAAUAUGUAACUUCUUAUUGAGCCCAAAUGCUUUUUUCUUUUCUUUUUCUUUCUCUCUCUCUCUCU
This is a messenger RNA of Saimiri boliviensis boliviensis (Bolivian squirrel monkey), 3574 nucleotides long. RefSeq names its product prostaglandin F2 receptor inhibitor (gene PTGFRN). The record is from RefSeq and is a predicted model, not a curated record. Gene Ontology annotation, cellular component: membrane. NCBI's taxonomy places the organism in Eukaryota, Metazoa, Chordata, Mammalia, Primates, Cebidae.